Molecule: messenger RNA, 1224 nt
Organism: Acaulospora colombiana
Lineage: Eukaryota; Fungi; Glomeromycota; Glomeromycetes; Diversisporales; Acaulosporaceae
Source: the annotation of a GenBank genome assembly
AUGUACCCAAAAAACGUUGGAAUUUUGGCCAUUGAGAUAUAUUUUCCGAAGAGAUAUGUUGACCAAAAUAGGCUCGAAGAGUAUGAUGGCGUAUCAACUGGAAAAUACACUAUAGGGUUGGGUCAAACAAAAAUGGGAUUUUGUGAUGACCGCGAAGGUGAAGUCAAAGUUAAUGCGAUUGUGAUUCCCAUUCUUUUAGCUGUCCAAAAUCUUAUUGAAAAGUAUAAAAUUUCAUAUAGAGACAUUGGUCGCCUUGAAGUUGGCACCGAGACCAUCAUUGAUAAGUCGAAAUCUGUCAAGACAUUAUUAAUGCAACUUUUUGAGGAAUCCGGAAAUACCGAUGUUGAGGGCAUCGACACCACAAAUGCGUGCUAUGGAGGCACCAGUGCUCUUUUAAACUCCUUGAAUUGGAUAGAAUCAUCAUCAUGGGAUGGCCGCUAUGCUCUGGUUGUUGCCGGCGACAUAGCUAUUUAUGAUUCCGGUCCAGCGCGCCCUACCGGCGGUGCGGGAUGUGUCGCCAUGCUACUUGGAAAGGAUGCGCCCAUUGUAUUCGAUCGUGGUCUUCGCGCAACUCACAUGGAAAAUGCUUGGGACUUUUAUAAGCCCAAUAUGUCUUCCGAGUUUCCUGAAGUUGACGGGCAUUUCUCUAAUAUCUGUUAUCUGAGAUCGCUGGAUAUAUGCUAUAAUCGCUAUCUGGAGAAGCUGGCCGCGAAGAACCUGGGUACCGAGGAAGCUUUACUAUCAAAAGAUCUUGAGAAGGCUUUUACAGCAAUUUCAAAGGUCGACUACAUUAAGAAAGUGAAACCCACCCUUCUGGUCUCAACAAAUGUUGGAAAUAUGUACUGCGCCUCGUUAUAUGCUUGUCUUGUGACUGUAUUGUCGAACGUUCCCAAUGAGGAGCUGGUGGGGAAACGAAUAGGAAUGUUUUCGUAUGGAUCCGGUCUUUCGUCAACCCUCUUCUCGUUUAGGAUUGUUAAACCCGUCACCGAGAUCUGUAAGAUGUUGGAUAUAUCGAAUCGUCUUGAAUCUCGCGUCGAAGUGACUCCGGCGCAGUUUGUGGAAACGCUGCGCCUGCGGGAAAAGACUAACGGUAAAAAGGAUUUCAAUGUUGUGGGUGAUGGAAGCUCGGUCGAAGAAGCAUUCUUUGAAGGAACUUACUACUUGGACCGCAUCGAUUCGAAAUGGAGACGUACAUACAAACGUCAUACCAAACGAGCCAGAUAA